Fusarium keratoplasticum is the source of this 1206-nucleotide messenger RNA. RefSeq lists its product as uncharacterized. Lineage: Eukaryota; Fungi; Ascomycota; Sordariomycetes; Hypocreales; Nectriaceae. Gene Ontology annotation, biological process: magnesium ion transport. The coding region runs from base 1 to 1206 and encodes 401 amino acids. The record is from RefSeq and is a predicted model, not a curated record. Gene Ontology annotation, molecular function: magnesium ion transmembrane transporter activity. Gene Ontology annotation, cellular component: membrane. The transcript is spliced from 7 exons.
AUGAUUGAGGACAAGUAUAUCGGCCUGGCUCUUGCCAUGGCUUCGGCUCUUGCCAUUGGAACAAGUUUUGUUAUUACAAAAAAGGGAUUGAAUCAAGCGGAAGAGCGACAUGGCUUUGAGGGCGAUGGAUAUGUAUAUCUGCGUAAUCCCCUGUGGUGGGCUGGUAUUGCGACUCUUGGUCUUGGAGAGGUCUGCAACUUUGCCGCAUACGCUUUCGCCCCUGCUAUCCUCGUCACCCCUCUUGGAGCUCUGAGUGUGCUCAUCGGUGCCGUCCUUGGAUCUUACUUCCUCAAUGAGGAGCUGGGAACACUAGGCAAGCUCGGCAGCGCCAUCUGCUUGAUUGGAGCUGUUGUUAUCGUCCUUCAUGCACCUCCAGACGAGGAGAUCGAGACGAUUGACCAAAUUCUACACUAUGCUAUCCAGCCUGGCUUCCUUCUCUAUGCCAUCGCUGUUGUCGCGUUCGCCGUCUUUAUGAUCUACAAGAUUGCCCCCGUCUACGGCAGGAGGAACGCCCUCAUCUACCUCUCUAUCUGCUCUACCGUCGGAUCAAUCUCCGUCAUGUCUGUCAAGGCUUUCGGUAUUGCCCUGAAGCUUACCUUUGCUGGUCACAACCAGUUCACCCACCCUUCGACCUACGUCUUCAUGAUCCUUACAGCCGUCUGCAUUUUGACCCAGAUGAACUACUUCAACAAGGCCCUGGCUUGCUUCCCCACCAAUAUUGUGAACCCUCUUUACUACGUCACAUUUACCACCGCCACUCUUUGCGCCUCCUUCAUCCUCUUCAGCGGAUUCAACACGACCGACCCCACAAACACACUCUCCUUAAUUUGUGGAUUCCUGACCACGUUCACCGGCGUCUACCUCCUCAACCUCUCGAGAGGCGACCCCCACGGCCACAAGCUGGUUGCCGGACGAGGAGGAAGCGAUGCCACGGGUACGGACAUGGUAUCUGGCCUACAGACUCGUCUGAGCAUGUCAGCGAGAAGGAGCGCCGACCCGUCCCGCCACAGCAUGAGCAGCCAGCACGGAGACCGACAAGGUCUCAUCCGCGCAUACGACGAAGAGGAGGCCGCAGGUUUUGGUCUGACGGACCUCGCCGAGGAUAGCGAUGAUGAAAUGCGACAUGCCAACGGCAAUGGCAACGGCAAGGCAUGCUAUGAUGAUAGCAUUGAGCUCGACAACCGGAACAAGUCUGGUGAUAGGUAA